This is a messenger RNA of Anopheles arabiensis, 1948 nucleotides long. RefSeq names its product zinc finger protein 845-like. Gene Ontology annotation, molecular function: DNA-binding transcription factor activity, RNA polymerase II-specific; zinc ion binding; RNA polymerase II transcription regulatory region sequence-specific DNA binding. The transcript has 2 exons. Bases 38 to 1948 code for a protein of 636 amino acids. Gene Ontology annotation, biological process: regulation of transcription by RNA polymerase II. The record is from RefSeq and is a predicted model, not a curated record. Lineage: Eukaryota; Metazoa; Arthropoda; Insecta; Diptera; Culicidae. Gene Ontology annotation, cellular component: nucleus.
GCAUGUUUUCGCUUGCUAUGUUUUAGUUCACUUAAUAAUGGAAAGCAUGGCAACAUGUCGACUCUGCCUAGAGCAGUAUUCUCCGAAAAAUAGCAGCUUUUGCAUACUGAAUGAAGCAUUUCAAGCUGCAUUACAGCGGGUAUUUCCGUUCGAGGUUCACCCAGAACCUAAUUUUCCAUAUUAUGCGUGCGGCGUGUGUUCGGGAAAGAUUUUUAACUUCCACUCCUACGUCGGCUCAGUGGAGGAGAACCAACGUAAACUGCGUGAAGGGUUUCUGAUGCUUGCGAACGGUUCAGAAAGUGAUUGCACCACCGAAAACGACCUAAAAAUUCGAUCUGACUGUGUGCGGAUUAAGGAAAGCUCACCCCCACUCGCGAAUGACGGGCGGCUGGACGAGGUUAGCGUUGGUGGUGCAUGUGUGUCCAAGCUAGAAGAUGACACAGGGGAGAAAGAAAUGGCUACUAAGGUAGUUGGGUUCAUCGAUGACAUUGAGGUUGAAGAAUACAUUAUACAAGAACUGAUACCCGAGGAAAUCCCUAAUAUAAGGAAUUGUGAAGAAGAAUCGGUCGAACCUUGUGAAGCUGCGGAAGAUAUCGUCCCGGUUCGGUCCGUUUCCGAGCACAAUGAUGACGCAUGGAACGAUGCACAAAACGUGGCAAGCUACACUUGCAGUUGGUGUAAGCGAACGUUUGCCAAAAACAGUCACAUUUGUAUCUCGUACGAUUAUAGCGCUAAGAAAAAGUUGCACAAUUCUAGCUCUCGAUCCCGUGUACAAUCGAAUGGUAACAUGGGACACAAAGAAACUCCAAAUGCUAGCGAUCGGAGGGAGUGUGAAGCUCUUUGGUCAAAUGUUGCUGAAGAAGCUUCCGAAACCGGUUCCCGAUCUCCCGAACUACGCGGACCAAUGCUCGAUAGUGACGCAAGCAUGAGAUCCCGCAAAGCAGCGGCCAACGAAACGUCCUUUUCGUGCGAUCAAUGCGAACGUACUUUCGCCAGCAAAAAGCAGCGAAAUGACCAUCGGUACCAUCACACCCAGACACAGUGUCCGAUCUGUGCGAAACAGAUCAAACGCAAAUACUUGGCUUCGCACGUUGCCGCUCACGAGGGUGCAUUUCGCUGUGAGAUUUGCAUGCGCACCUACUCUACGCGCAAUCAUCUGCGCAGGCAUAAUGCUGUGAAACAUUACAUCCGCACCACAUUUCCAUGCGCGUUGUGCAAGUGCAGCUUUCCCAAUGCAAGUGCGCUGAUCAUACACCGGCAGAAGAUGCACCGAAUACAGAAGUGUUCGGGGUGCAAUAAAAUGAUAGGACCAGCUAAGAUGAAGGACUAUCUAGCUGCGCACGAAGGUGCGCACCGGUGUGGCAUGUGCGGUAGAACGUUUGCCUCUAAAAAAGGUUUGAAGAGGCACACCCAAAAAGCUAUACCUUGCAGUUGCCCUAUCUGCAAGCAAGUGCUAAGUCCCGGAAAGGCAAAAAAACAUCUGAAUGCACACAAAGAGCCGGUGCUGCGGUGUGAAACGUGCGGUAAAGUGCGGUUUACAGCCAAAGAAAGGUUGAAGCUGCACAUCCAGAAAGCGGUACAUUGCAAGGAUAUGGAUGGAAAUGAAGGCCCCACUGGCAAGAAAGGGCUGGCACUUGAAGCGACAACAACAGAUGCACACGUGGCCUCGUUCCGGUGCGAAACGUGCGGUAAAACGUUUAGCAAAGCGCAAGGUUUAAAGACGCACACCGAAAACGCUACACCGUGCAAGUGUCCCAUCUGCAAGAAAGUGCUCAGCUCGAAAAAGGCCAAAGAACAUAUGGAAGCACACAAUGGAGCGUUCCGGUGUGCGAAAUGCGGUAAAACGUUCGCCAGCAAAUGUAGCUGGGUGAACCAUAGUCAACGAGUUAAUGCUUGUAAACCUCAAUCAAAGGACUGCGCGAAUAAUGUAGGUGCGAUUUUGCAAUAA